AUGCUUUACGCCGUGCUUCCCCCCGCCUCCGACCCGCUUCCCCCGCUUCCCUCCGCCCAUGCGCGCGACCCUUCCCCCGCAAGCAGCGCAGGCAACGCGCACGGCGCCGCUGCGGUUGGCGGGGCAGCGCAUGGGCGGAGGGGAACGCACGCGCGGGCGAAAUCGUGGGACGUAGGGGCUUGCGCGGAAGGCGGGGAGAAGGGGGAACGCGGGGACGCGGGGAGAGGAUCCGCGGCUCCGCGGUUAGUGCCCGCCAUGAUGUCAGUGUGUUGUGCUGCUGAGCACCCAUCGCUCCACUCACCGACACCUCACUACGAACCAACUACCUCGCUUGCGCCCGCUCUCCCCCUCCUCCCCAACAUUCCCUUCACCCCAUCUCCAUCCCCUUCAGUCUUCCUUCCUCCAUUCUCAUGCGACCACCCUUCCCCCAAUGCCCUAGCCUUGUUGGAAGCCAGCUACGCAUGUCCCUCCUCCUCUUCUCUUCCCUUACUGCUCCCUGCCCCGUGCCCAUCUCUUCCCCUUUUGGCCCCAUGCCACACGACUCUCAUCCCCCCUUUAAACCCUCAGAGCCAUGUGACAGCAGUGGAGGUGACUUUAGCAGAUGGAAGGUUCCUCGCAACUGCAGUGCUCCCAGCGGACGAGGCAGAGGCAGCCUGCAGGGCGAGCCAAGAGCGGGCGGCAGCCGCCCACUCCGCCGCCCAGUCCGUGCCGCCCAGGCCCGCCCGGCCGUCGUUCCUGCGCCUUUCGUCUGCUAGCUUCAGCAGGAGCGGCAGCAGAAGGCAUAAGUGGAAAAGCCAAGAGGGAGUGGGGGAAGCAGACGGGAGGGCUGAAGCGAGAAGGGAUGGCGCGUGGGGAGAGAGCAGUGGGAAGGAGGGUGUUGUGAGUGGGGGGGUGGAGAGAGGGGAGGGUGGGGGUGAAAGUGGUGAGGGUGGUGAGAGUCGGAGGAGAAGGGGAGGGAAUGGUGAUGAGGAUGAGGAGGAGGAGGAGGUGGAGGGGAGUGGGGGGCAGCGGCAGCGGUGUGUGGCGAGGCGGCAUGCAGCCGUGCUGCUGGAUGAGAGUCCCACCACGCACACACCGCACAUGCUAAGGCUCAGAAUACCCAAGAUCACUUCCUCCACCACACCUGCCAACCUUUCUCUACCUCCUCCAUUACCCUUUCCCGUUCCCCCUUACUCAUCAUACAACACGGCAGCAGUGUGCGUCAGUGUGCGCGUGCGGGUGACCUACAUAGAGGCGAUGGCGGGGCGGCAGGGGUACAGCGAGAUGAGCUUGCCGCUGACAGUGCCCUUGGAGUGCGUGCCAGAUGACCUGGCAGUGCAGGACGUGGUGCGCGUGAGCUGCACCAUCAACAGCGGGCUGCAGUGCCCCAUGAAGAUUGGUGACUUCAACCACCCCAUGAAGGUGGUGUGUGUGGACUUGGGGCGAGCCACGUUUGUGGGCCAUCAGAGCGACGACGACCCCGAGGCCUGGCCCAAUGCCGACUUCACCAUCUCCUUCCAGGUGGGCGGCAAUGCGGGCACCACAAUUUCGGCUUCUGGCCUUCAUUUUUUCCUUGUGCCUCAAAAAUAG
Closterium sp. Naga37s-1 is the source of this 1569-nucleotide messenger RNA. NCBI's taxonomy places the organism in Eukaryota, Viridiplantae, Streptophyta, Zygnematophyceae, Desmidiales, Closteriaceae. The record is from the annotation of a GenBank genome assembly.